This is a messenger RNA of Penicillium malachiteum, 285 nucleotides long. RefSeq lists its product as uncharacterized. The record is from RefSeq and is a predicted model, not a curated record. Lineage: Eukaryota; Fungi; Ascomycota; Eurotiomycetes; Eurotiales; Aspergillaceae. Bases 1 to 285 code for a protein of 94 amino acids. The transcript has 2 exons.
AUGGCUUCUGGUCUGGAAGGAAAGUCUCAAGGGCGUGUCUUCUGCGACCUCCUACUUGUUUGGGAUUGGAAUGCAGGAGAUUCAAAAGACCAGCAGCUUUUUGAAACAGUUAUGAAAAGUCGUGCAUCUGAAUUCGUUGAAACAGAGCCGUCGGGUCAUUUCAAGCUGGAAAGUGUCGAAAGAGCAUUGGGAAUGGUAACUGUGUUGGAAGAGGUACAAGAGUGGUUUGCAGUAAAACUAUAUCCGGCCCAGGAGGAUUUGGACUCGGACCACACAAUGGACUAA